Messenger RNA from Eurypyga helias (sunbittern), 1944 nucleotides. RefSeq names its product mitochondrial antiviral signaling protein (gene MAVS). The transcript has 6 exons. Bases 1 to 1944 code for a protein of 647 amino acids. Lineage: Eukaryota; Metazoa; Chordata; Aves; Eurypygiformes; Eurypygidae. The record is from RefSeq and is a predicted model, not a curated record.
AUGGGUUUCGCCGAAGACAAAGUGUACGACUACAUUCUGAAAAACCUCAAGAACUUCAAGAACAUCCGUGUGGCGUCGCUGGCCGAUUCCCUCAGCUGCCUGACCGAUGCCGACAGAGAUGAGCUCCACACCCGGGAGGAGAUGCGGGGGAGCCAGGCGACUGUCUAUAAGUUCUACCAGUACCUGAAGUGCCGGCAGGGCUGGGUGCCGGAUCUCAUCGAGGCGCUGCGCCAGAACAACGCCGGGCACCUGGCCGACGAGCUGCAGCACGUGUAUGACUCCUGGCAAGCCCGUGCCCCAGCUCCCACCACUGCCUCCUUGCCUCUCGUAGCCAGCGAUGCCCGUCCUGCUGUCUCCUCCAUCAGUGUCCAGACACCAUCCCUGGAGCCAAAUCCUGCUCCGGGCGCUCCGUUAGCUGAGAAGCCGUGCCGAGACCUGCCUGUCAGCAGCCAGCCACCUCUUCUGCCCGGUGCUGCCACUGCCGUGAGCAUGGACCUGGAUGCCAGGGCCCCAGUGCAGGAGUCGCUUCCCAAAGCCCUGGAUCAAGAGAGUCCCCGGCCGCCUCCACUUGGGAGCGUGGUCUGUGAUGGAGUGAGCGAUGGGCACGGUGAAGAGAGGCAUCUCUCACACCCCAUUGAGGCCGCACAGGCAGCAACGGAGACCUCCAGAACAGCCAGCGCGGCCAUGCCAUCAGCUGCUCCCCCUGAGGGGGCCCGGGACUGGCUGAGCCACCAGCAGCACCCGGUGUGUGUGCGUAACGGGUGUUUUGGCAACGCCAACCACCUGCACCGCGGCGUGCCGGGAUUGGGGCUGAGCAGGUCUCUUCCGCUGAGGGACGCGUGCUCUGCUCGCAGCCCCGAGCAGCCCAGGAAUGAGCCUGAAGAAAACUUCUACGUCUCCACCGAGUCACCCCUGGUGCGGGAGAAUACUGCUUGUAGUGGAGGGCCGCAGCCCACACGCUCACUGCCAAAAAGUCAGGCUGUGCCUGGCCCUGAGUACGGCGAGACCCUGGGCAGCUUCCUGGAUGUGCGCAGCCCCCUCCUCAUACAGGAGCAGUUCGAUGCAGAGCAGAAGCUGGGCAGGAUGCACAGAGGAGUUGGAGACACUUGGAUGGAAUCAGCUACCCUGGUCGCUACCCCUGCACCCGGAGAUGCUUCCCCAUCCUGCAACACCUCUGCAAAGCCUCCUGUACAAGAGGAAAAGCUGUCCAUGGGGGAGGCGACUGGCAGCACCCCCUCCGUGCCGACAAAGGAGAAGGUGCUCCCGGCCUUGGCAGACCCUUUCCUGGGCACAGCUGUUGUAGGAAGCUUUGAAGGUGUGACUGGGAGGACGCCCUCCCGGGUGAGCUCUGCCACAAGCAUCUGGGCGCCUUGCAGCAACAUGGAGAGGGAUGUGGAGCUCAGCAAGCCAGGCGUCCUCUCCUCCGUGGCUGGAGAGAGCCCAGAGGCAGCCGGCAGAUGCCUGAGCACUCGGGAGCCCAGUGGCCCCUAUUCUGGAGGCUGCAGCCUCACCUUUAACAGUGACCCGCUUCUGGUGAGCACGGAUAGCUCGAGCUCAGGAGGAAUGCCCUCCAGAGUCCCUUUGGUAUGCCCAGCCCCAGUGGCUCCUGAAGAUCCUUCGGAAGAGGAGGCAGCUGGAGCAAGCAGAGACUCCCUUUCGCCUCUGAGCUGGGACAGCACCUCCCUGGGCACCCACGAGGUCCGUGUGGACCAUAACCCCAGCACCCAGCUCGGGGCAGGCAAUGACCUCCAAGAUGGAGCCAUUUCCCUUGGAAACAGUCCAGUUUUUGACUCGAGCAGGGGCCCUGGCACCGCUACCAGCUCGUCUCAGGCCAGAGCCCCCCCAGGGGAUGACGGACCGCCUCUGCAGUACAUCAUUCCAGCUGUGGGCAUCGCUGUGAUCUCAGCUGUGGCGUUCCUGGUGUACACUCGAUUGCAGAAAUAG